GGGAAUAUGGAUCAGAACAAAGGCAGGCAGGGACAUGCAUUUAUGGAAAAAGUCUGAAAAGGCUCGCUUGGAAUUGCGCCAACAUGUGUUUGUGAAUGCCACUCAAACCAGAUUGCUGGACAGAAUGGUGUCUCCUUAUUGGCGCCGUCCUCGGUAUUGGGUGGACGACCCUUACCAACCUUACCAAGAGCGAAAUAACUUUUGGUCGACUCGCAAGAAACCAUUACCGUUGUGUCGUAUUGAUGAAAAUAUGUGGAAAACUUUGGUGACUGCGAGUUUCAGACCUUUUCAGGCUAGAAAAGUAUCACUGCUGGCUCCAUGUUGCAGACAGGUGGAUAUUCCAGUGGAUCCAGAGUCCCAUGAACCCACAAUUCCACCAUAUGAAGAAAAGCCAAACGAGCCUACGCAAACAAAGCGAGCAAGAUUAUUGUAUCAGUCAAGGAAGAGAGGAAUGUUGGAAAAUGGCCUCCUGUUGAGCACGUUUGCAGACAAGUAUCUUGGAAAUAUGACAGAAACACAGCUGAAGGACUAUGACAGGCUCAUCAACCUACCCUCUAAUGAUUGGGACAUUUAUUACUGGGCUGUUGGU
Messenger RNA from Notodromas monacha, 589 nucleotides. Lineage: Eukaryota; Metazoa; Arthropoda; Ostracoda; Podocopida; Cyprididae. The record is from the annotation of a GenBank genome assembly.